AUGUUUGGACCAUGGAAUGAUAUUGAACCUUAUGUUAUAGCUUUAUUCUACUUUUUAGGUAUUUGGCCACUUGUUUAUAUGUCAAUCUUAUUAAUUGAUGGUCAAAAUCAACGUUUGAAUGGAACUGUAGCUUCAAUCUUAGCUAUGGCAUUAGGUGGUUUCAUACUUUUACCAUAUUUUGCUUUACGUCGUGGUGAUAAUAUAAAAAAAUAUAAAAUAAAUUUAUUCAUUCGUAUUUUUGAGUCCAAAUUAAUUGCUAUUAUUUUAAUGAUUUCUACUAUGAGUUUGAUAGUUUUUGCUGUAAAAUUUGGUGAUAUUCAUAUAUUUCUUCAUGAAUUUUGGACCAAUCAAUUUAUUCAUAUAAUGACGAUCGAUUUUUUUGUUGUUUCAUGUUUAUUUCCUUGUUUAAUUACAGAUGACUUAACACGAAGAAAAAUGACUCAGAAUAAUCAAUUUCAAUUUUAUUACUAUCUUUGCUUCGUUCCUUUGAUUGGACCAUUAAUCUAUUUAUAUCAACGUCAACCGUUACAACAAAUAAAGCAAUAA
Messenger RNA from Rotaria sp. Silwood1, 546 nucleotides. NCBI's taxonomy places the organism in Eukaryota, Metazoa, Rotifera, Eurotatoria, Philodinida, Philodinidae. The record is from the annotation of a GenBank genome assembly.